Molecule: messenger RNA, 4477 nt
Organism: Theobroma cacao (cacao)
Lineage: Eukaryota; Viridiplantae; Streptophyta; Magnoliopsida; Malvales; Malvaceae
Product: TMV resistance protein N-like
Biological process (GO): signal transduction; defense response
Molecular function (GO): ATP hydrolysis activity; ADP binding
Source: RefSeq, a predicted model, not a curated record
UUGAUAUAAUAAAAGCUCAAAAGCUAGGCAAAGGCCAUAGCUUGGCCAUACCUUCAUCUCUUGCAUUUCUUGCCUCAUUACCUCAAAUAUUUCCUCCAAAGUCGUAUUCCUUUAGGAUCCACGGUCUCCUUUAGGGGAGGCGUGACUUGUAUAUUUUUUAUUUUUUCCGCAUGGAAAAAACAACCACGCGUAAAAGUAGAUCCCACGCCAAUGCUUUGGAAUUGAAAUGGUCGAAGAAGCAAAAUUUGGGAAUUCACGUGAACGCUUUUCAACUGUCAAGUCAAUUUGCUUUGCAUUUAUUCCAUUCAGCGACAUGUUUUUACUUGACACUAUUUGCUUUGGAAUUCCAAUGCCUUUGGAAUUGAAAUAGUGGAAGAAGCAAACUUUUGGAAUUCAUGUGAACGCUUUUCAACAGUCAAGUCAAUUUGCUUUUCAUUUUCUCUCCAGCAUUAUUUACUCUCCAAAUUGAUUCCUUUCCUAUCUUGCUUCUCCUCAUGGAAGAUGACGGUAUUGUCUUGACUUCCUCUCCAUCAUCAUCUUCAUCUUCUUCUCAAUGGAAAUAUGAUGUUUUCUUAAGCUUUAGUGGUGAAGACACCCGCAAGGGCUUCACAGACCAUCUAUAUUCUUGUUUAAUAGAGAAGGGAUUGAUCACUUUCAGAGAUGACCCAAAGCUUGAGCAAGGCAAAAGCAUCGCACCAGAGCUCCUUAAAGCAAUUGGAGGAUCAUGGUGUUCAAUCAUCGUUUUUUCAAAAACGUAUGCUUUUUCAAGUUGGUGUCUAGAUGAACUUGUUGAGAUUCUUAAACAGAAAAAAGAGAGUGGACAUGAGAUCUAUCCUGUUUUUUAUGAUGUCGAGCCACGUGAGCUACGGAAACAGGAAGGGAGCGUUGAAGAAGCCUUUGCUGAACAUGAAAAAAGAUAUAAUCAAGACAAGACAAGAAGGUGGCGAGAUGCUUUACUUGAAGCAUCUUGUAUCACUGGAUGGGAGUUAAAAGAUAGAUACGAAUCGGAAUUCAUACAAGAUGUCGUUAGAGUGAUAUCAAAAAAGUUAUGUCAAACAUAUCCCAGUGUUCGUAAUGACUUGAUUGGAAUUAAUUCACGUUUGGUUGAGCUGCGUGACAAAAUAUGCUUUAGGAAAGAUGAUGUUCGCAUUGUAGGAAUUUGUGGAAUGGGUGGCAUAGGUAAAACAACUCUUGCAAGAGUUGUUUAUAACCAGAUGUCUGGUUAUUUUGAAGGUAAAUGCUUUCUUGCUGAUGUUCGAGAAGUUGCAAUGAAAUCCGGACUUCUUUCUUUACAAAAACAACUUCUUUCUUUGCUAUUACCUGGACAAGAUUUCCAAUUUUUUAGUGUUGAGGACGGAAUUGAAAUUAUAAGACGUAGGCUACGUCAUAAAAUGGUUCUCGUUGUUAUUGAUGAUGCGGAUAACAUGCAACACUUCAAAUGCUUGGUUGAAAAGCGUGAUUGGUUUGGUUUAGGGAGCAGAAUCAUCAUAACAUCUAGAGAUGAGCAUCUGUUGUUGCACUCCUACGAAGUUGAUGAUGUAUAUAAGCCUACAACAUUGGAUGACUCCGAAGCCCUACAGCUUUUGAGUUUGAAAGCUUUCAAAAGUGAUAGACCGAAAGAUGAUUUCAUAUCGCUUUCCGAAAGCGUUGUGGAAUAUGCUAGUGGCCUUCCAUUAGCUCUUGAAGUUUUGGGCUCUUUUCUUUGUGGUAGAGGUGCAGCUCAAUGGAGAAGUGCCAUAGAUAGACUUAAAAGUGAACCUAACAAUAGAAUUCUCAAUUGUCUUCAAAUAAGCUUUGAUGGAUUAACGGAUACAGAGAAGAAUAUAUUUCUAGAUAUUGCACAUUUCUUUAAGGGGCGCGACAGAGAUUUUGUAAAAAAAAUACUGGAUGGUUGUGGGUAUUAUCCAGAUAUUGGAUUAGAUGUUCUCAUAGAGAGAUCUCUCGUAAUAGUUAAAUACAACAAAAUUUGGAUGCAUGAUUUGCUACAAGAGAUGGGAAGAAAUAUUGUUCGACAAAAGUCUCUUGAUGAACCUGGCAAACGAUGUAGAUUGUCGGAGGACAGUGAUGUAUAUCAAGUGCUAACACAAAACUCGGGUACAGAAGCGAUUGAAGGCAUGGUCAUCAACAACACUAUAGGGGUGUACAAGACUUUCACUUUGAGGGCUGAUGCCUUCUUGAAGAUGAGAAAACUAAGAUUGCUCAUGGUUCAUGGUCUCCUAAAAGCUUGUGAUCACAUAUAUCUUUCUAAUGAGUUACGGCUUUUUGAGUGGCUUGGAUGUCCUUUAAAAUCAUUGCCUUGGGACUUCCAACCAGACAACCUUGUUGCGCUUCUCCUACCUAAUAGUUGCAUUAAACAACUAUGGAACGGAGACAGACAUUUAAAUAAACUGAAAUUCCUUGACCUCCAAGGCUCCCGAAAGCUGAUCAGGACACCAGACUUCACAACGACCGAAAAUCUGGAAAGUUUGAAUUUAACAGGUUGUACCAACUUAGUACAUGUUCAUCCAUCCAUCGCAUUUCUACCCAAGCUUAAACUUUUGAAUUUUAGAAACUGCAUAAGCCUUCGGAGUCUCCCAACCAAAAUUAGAAUGCAAUCCCUUGAAACAUUUAUUCUUUCAGGCUGCUCAAAUCUUCGAAGGUUUCCAGAAAUUACCGGGGAAAUGGAAUGUUUGCUGGAGCUCUAUUUAGAUGGGACAAGUAUUAAAGAACUUACCUCUUCAUUUGGACAUCUCAGCAAUCUCAAAGUUCUUAAUCUCUCGGGUUGCUCUGAACUUGAAAAUUUACCGGACUUCAGAAUGAUGGAAAAUCUCGAAAGUUUGAAUUUGGAAGGCUGCACCAGCUUAGCACAUGUCCAUCCAUCCAUCGCAUUUUCGCCCAAGCUUAAACUUUUGAAUUUAAGAAACUGCAAAAGCCUUAAGAGUCUCCCAACCAAAAUUGGAAUGGAAUCUCUUGAAAUAUUGAUUCUUUCAGGCUGUAAGAAUCUUCAAAGGUUUCCAGAGAUUACCGGAAAAAUGGAACAUUUGCUAGAGGUCCAUUUAGAUGGCACAAGUAUGGAAGAACUUCCUUCUUCAGUUGGAAAUCUCAGCAGCCUAAAGGUUCUUGAUCUGUCGGGCUGCUCUGUACUUGAAGAUUCACCACCAUCCUUCCUACAGUGGAUAUAUAGGAAGGGAUGCGGAGUACUGCUAUCAAGUUUGAAUCCCAUGCUUCUAAAAAAAAGUCUGAAUUCCAUGGCUCUGAAGUUACCUCGUUUAUCAAGUUUGAGUUCUUUAAGAGAGCUGAAUAUAAGCGACAGGAAUCUUUGUGAAGGGGCUCUUCCUAGUGCUAUAUGUUGCUUAUCCUCAUUGGUCACACUGAUUCUUAAGGAUAACAAUUUCGUCAGCCUACCUACAAAUCUUUGUCAACUUCCCAAGCUUUACCUUCUCGAACUGGGGGGUUGCAAAAAGCUUGAAACAUUGCCUCAGCUUCCAUCAAGUAUAAUCGCAGUAGGGUUAGAUGGUUGUGCUUCAUUGGAAAUAGUUCCAAAUCCAACAAAAGCUUACACUGCAUCGUAUACGAUACAUUAUUAUGGUGUUAACUGCUUCAAAUUGGCUGCGAAUGAUAAUGCAUUAAGAAUGCUAAAAGGACAUCUUAAGGCAGUUGCGAAUGCAAGACAAGAAUUUGACAUUGUUAUACCUGGAAGUGAAAUCUUUGAAUGGUUUAGUCACCAGAGUGAGGAAUGUUCAGUAAUGAUACCCAAUUUGCAAAAUGAUAUUCAGUGGAUGGGAUUUGCCUUGUGCUGUGCUCUUGUGCCUGCCUCUAAUAAUGUUGCUUGGAGGCGGGAGCAAAUUAGUUGUACUAUUAAAAUCCAUUUUGAAGGUUUUACAUGUAGGACACCCACUGCAGGGUAUUAUUUUAAAAGCAAAUCAGGCCAGAUCUCCGAGGACCACCUUUGGCUACGCUAUUUGCAUCGUGACAUUUUGGACAAUAUUUUGAAGCACAAAAGUGGCCAAUAUGAGAUUUUACGAAGCGGAGAUUGGAUACGGAGUUGUAUUGGAAUCGAGAUUUUAUUCGAAACCCUUGGCAUUGGUACCAAGGUGAACAAGUGUGGGGCUCGAUUAGUGUUUCCAAGUGAUUUGGAGGACUUGGACCCAACAAUGGAGCAGCCUAGCAAGAAAAGAAAAAGACACGAUUGAUGGAUCAACAGGUUGAAAAGGUCAUAAAAUUAGGACCGAGGUGAAAUCCUUUGCGGAUAUCGUUUUGAUCCUCUUAUCUUUGCCAUUAGCAUUUCAGCCUAGUUGUGCGCACUUUAACAGCUUUAUGUGAACGUAGUAUUAAUUAAACCUAAGUUGUGUUGUAACGUGCAUUUGAAUAUUUCAUUUUUUGAUAGUUGUUUAUGUUCUUUACUUGAAAAGUCAGAUUCAAAUCCUAUGGUGUGGUUUACAAAGUUUAAAAUUGUGUAUGCUAAGUGAAUAAAAAUGGCACUUCAAUUGUGUUGCUA